Molecule: messenger RNA, 1756 nt
Organism: Erythranthe guttata (spotted monkey flower)
Lineage: Eukaryota; Viridiplantae; Streptophyta; Magnoliopsida; Lamiales; Phrymaceae
Source: RefSeq, a predicted model, not a curated record
AAUAUAUUACUUAUUGAAAUCAAACAGUCUUUCUUCAAUUUUCGAGCACAGCAAAUCCAACACAAUGUCCGAUGCCGACGAAGCAGAAACGUCUGGUGCCGACGAAGAAGUUCAAUUCACUUUGAAAGCUGUAAUAAACAGACACAAAACAAAAGUACUAUUUGCAGAAAUUGACAGCCAAUUCGCCGACGCUUUGCUAAGCUUUCUAACGAUGCCACUGGGAAAAAUGGUGAAGCUCCUGAACGAUCAUUACAGAGAUGAAGCGCCGCCGAUUGGAAGCCUAACAAGUUUGUACAGCGGCUUAUCAAAUCUCGACAGCCGCCAUUUCUGGACCGAGGGUUGUAAGAUUAUGCUUCUCAAUCCAAGAAGCUCCUUGGAAUAUAAAUGUAGCAGAUUAAAACUCGAUAUUAACGAUACUCGUCUCGAAAAGUACUUUUGUUGCGAAGACCCGCGUUGUAGUCGUCCUAGGUACUCGAAUAUAAGCAUGCACCGCGACGUUGGUGUUUGCGCUUGUGGUAGAAGCCUUAACCGAGAAAUCGGUGUACGGAAUUCGUGUGAGCUAGCCGAUGGUGAUAGAGACGACGGAGUUUUUGUCGUAGCGAACGAGUCUUUUUUAAUCUCCGACGAUCUUCGGCUUGUCCCUAACGUGGCUGGAUCGGUAAUGGGUACUCUGAAGAAUCUCGGGAUUACGGAUAUGGAUGGAGCCGAGUUAAGGAAUGUGGUUUUCGGAUUCGACGAGGUUAUCGAUUUGCUGAAGGGGUCGUUACUAUCCCGAACGCCGCUCUCGGAUAUGAUCAUACUCAAUCGAAGAAAAUUUUACAUCGCCAGACCGAAACCCGAACGAGGAAUUCAUGAGAGGGAGUUCGAAGGAAGUUCUAGCAUUAAGAAGACGAUUUUGAAAGUGACGGUACAAAAAUCAACCAACAAGUUAUUGUUUGCCCAAUCGAACAACGACUUCGUUGAUUUCCUUUGUAGCUUGCUCACUUUCCCUCUCGGAGGAGUCGAGUACCACUUGUGCAACAACACCCCUUUUAAGGGUAUCGACAAUUUAUACACGAGCUUAGCUGAUUUUAUCGGUGACGAGUAUUUGGCGAAUGCAGAUAUAAGAAAGAGUCUAAUGAAACCGAGCCUACCUCAUGGUUACAUGUCCGAAAACAAGAUUCUUCCUCUCGUUGGAAAUACGGAUCCUCGAUUAUUUUACCACAAAGGCUUGGGCAUGGAUGAAGAAUGGUUGUCUUAUUCCUCUCGCGAUUCUAAAUGUGCUCGUGCCAUCAAAUACCGGAACAACGGGGGGUAUUAUAUUAAUGGACGGAAAAUGUAUAUGGUGAGUGACGACUUAACUGUGACUCCUUUGUGUAUGAUUUCAAUCUUUUCGAUUCUGAAGGAUAUGAAGAUUACUUUAUCUGAUGUGAAAGAAGUUGAGGUGCCUAUUGGAGUAGACGAGGGUUUAAGCAUCUUGAAGGCAUCUCUUACAUCGACUACUGCUCUAACCGAUGGUCUCAUGCUUAAUCCAGUGUUGAACAAAAAACCUAAGCAAGAACCCCGGGGAUACUUUAUGCAUUACUGAACAUUAGAAUGGCACAAUAGCGAAUUAGCUUAUUCGAUUUUUUUUUUUCAUGGCUGAAUCACCGCAGCAAAACGAUUAGACAAGUCGAAAAGAUGUUAUAGUCUGCUCCUCUGUAUCAAGAACGAACUUGUGGUGUAUUGAAAAUGUAAGAUUGAAGUGCAGUUUGAGUGUUCUUUGGAGAAUUGGGCA